Messenger RNA from Melozone crissalis (California towhee), 4333 nucleotides. It is a transcript of the gene SYT9, whose product is annotated as synaptotagmin 9. The transcript is spliced from 7 exons. The coding region runs from base 75 to 1634 and encodes 519 amino acids. NCBI's taxonomy places the organism in Eukaryota, Metazoa, Chordata, Aves, Passeriformes, Passerellidae. The record is from RefSeq and is a predicted model, not a curated record. Gene Ontology annotation, cellular component: membrane; dense core granule. Gene Ontology annotation, molecular function: clathrin binding; SNARE binding; calcium-dependent phospholipid binding. Gene Ontology annotation, biological process: regulation of dopamine secretion; regulation of calcium ion-dependent exocytosis; cellular response to calcium ion.
GCAGGCGGGCGGCGGGCAGCGGCGCGGCGCCUGACCGCAGGGCUCCGCUCCGCUCCCGAGGAUGCUGCGGGGCGAUGCCCGGCGACAGGGAGGACGAGAUCUGCCAGAAAGCGCUGCAGCUGCUGGCCGAGCUGUGCUCCGUCGGGGCGGUGGAGAACGAGAACUGCCGCGAUUUCAUCUACUACCUGCGGGACAGAGCCCGGCCCCGCCUCAGCGACUCAGACAUCUCCAUCAGCCUGCUGUCCCUGGUUGUCACCGCCUGCGGCCUGGCCCUGUUCGGCGUGUCCCUGUUCGUGUCCUGGAAGCUGUGCUGGAUCCCGUGGCGGGAGCGGGGGUUGCCCUUCGGGAACAAGGACAGCAAGCAGGAGCCGCUGCACUACGCGGGCGCGGAGCCCAAUGAGCGCGACUACAGCGAGGAGUUCCUGGGGCAGCCCGCCGCCUUCCCCGAGGCCUCCAUGAAGAUCAGCCACACCUCCCCGGACCUGCCGCUGGACACCCAGGCGGGGGACAAGGAGAACUGCGUGCCCAACGUGCGCAUGCAGCGCCAGACCACCGAGCCCACCUCGUCGGCACGGCACAACUCGCUCCGGAGGCAGCUGAACCUGUCCAACCCUGACUUCAACAUCCAGCAGGUGCAGAAGCAGGAGCAGCUGACGGGCAUCGGCCGCAUCAAGCCCGAGCUGUACAAGCAGAGAUCCCUGGACACGGAUGACGGCCGCAGGAGCAACAGCAAGGCCUGUGGAAAACUCAACUUCAUCCUCAAGUAUGACUGUGACCUGGAGCAGCUGAUAGUGAAGAUCCACAAGGCCGUCAACCUGCCCGCCAAGGACUUCUCUGGAACUUCGGAUCCCUACGUGAAGAUCUAUCUGCUCCCCGACAGGAAAACAAAGCACCAGACUAAAGUGCACAGAAAGACCCUAAAUCCAGUGUUUGAUGAAGUUUUUUUAUUUACUGUGCCCUACAAUGAUCUCAACACAAGGAAACUCCAUUUCUCUGUGUAUGACUUUGACAGAUUCUCCAGGCACGACUUGAUUGGCCAAGUGGUAGUGGAUAAUUUUUUAGAUUUGGCAGAUUUUCCCAGGGAAUGUAAUAUUUGGAAGGAUAUUGAAUAUGUCACCAAUGAUAACGUGGAUCUUGGUGACCUUAUGUUUUCGCUCUGCUACCUUCCAACAGCUGGUAGACUAACUAUUACAAUAAUAAAGGCAAGAAAUCUAAAGGCAAUGGAUAUCACAGGAGCAUCAGAUCCCUACGUGAAGGUUUCUUUAAUGUGUGAAGGAAGGCGGCUAAAGAAAAGGAAAACUUCCACCAAGAGGAACACCCUAAAUCCCGUUUACAAUGAAGCCAUAGUCUUUGACGUCCCUCCAGAAAACAUUGACCAAAUUAACUUGUCGAUAGCUGUUAUGGAUUAUGACCGUGUAGGUCACAAUGAGGUCAUUGGAGUUUGUCAAGUAGGCAACGAUGCAGAGAGUCUAGGUCGCGACCACUGGAACGAAAUGCUCUCGUACCCUCGGAAGCCCAUCGCUCACUGGCAUCCUCUCGUGGAGGAAUCAAGUGGGGGAGGGUGUCCAGCGCAUCCAGGCUGUGCAGAGAAAUACAUACACAGCAUAUCAUUUUGGUUCCUGAAUCAGGAUUAGACUCAGCGAGAGCUUCUGGAACCUCUGUGGCCACAGCCAUAGGACCCUGAAUAUUUGCUGAAUAGGACCCUCAGUCUUCUACUGUGUGAAGAGCUAUUGGUUUCAAAUAGCGUGAUGUUAUCCACUUGUAGCAUUAAUUCUCCAGCUGACACUACUGCUACUGAUAGAUUAUUUGUAUGGUCGUAAGCAUUACCCAAAUUGGAGUCAUCAUUUCUGUUCAGUAGAAUAACCCAGGUUUACAAGCAAAAUGAUAGCAAUGUAAACCAACAAAUAUGGGAAGCAGCAACAAAUAUUGUCCUUGUACUUGCAAAAAAGGUGCAGUAUUGUGAAUGAUUAGCUUUCUUAGUAUUUUUUUUUCAAGAAUGAUUGCCAUCAGAUACUUAUUUUUUGAUGACAAGUUGCGUCCUCAGUCUCAGCUGGUGCCUCCUUUCACCUGACGUGAAAACAAAUUAAUAUGGUUCCUUGCAGAAAUCCUUCAAAUCUGAAAAACUGUAAAAGAAGUUCUGCUGGGUGAGAACAAGAUGCAUAUGGUAUUUGUAAUGACAGCAUGUUCUUUGAGGGAGGAGAUAACCAUCUGUAUAACAUGGAGGUUGUUAGUCCUCAACCUUUGUGGAUGAUUUUCCAGUCAGCGUUUCUGAGUCGUGUCCACGGCACUGCAGACUGUUGGAAGUGUGUCCCAGGUGGCAAUGCUGGAUCAUACAAACACACACACACACACCCCCAUGCCGUCUGAAAAUGCUGUUCCGAAUAUAUAGUGCCUGUGAAGACUUCCUUUAUUAUUUGUGGUAGAGUUAGCAGGGCUGUUUUACAUGAUGGUAUACUGUAAAUUCUGACAAAUUCUGACCAUUAAAAGAAAAUGAAUCAAAGCACUGCAUUUUGUCACGUAAUGAAAUUUGUACCCCGAAGCAGGAGACCCUGGAAUAAAUUUUUCACCACUCAUUCAGCCAUGCAUGGAGUUCUCUCAUCCUCCAGUGUCUUCUGCAGAGAACUUGACUCACAUCUUUACGUGGGAAUUUUUUUGUUUAAAAGAUGCAAAUGCAAAAUAUGGAUGUUUUAUACAAUACAGCUGUCUGCUGUGUACUUACAGAGAGGGAGCCCUGGUCAUUAGAUAGAGUUCAGAUAAUUUUAUGUGCACACACAUUGCUUCUCAUCUUGUAUGUGAUCAGUGUUCACCAAGCAUUUUGGACCUGCACCACUGCUGACACAAAUAUGCAUGCACAGAUUUGAAGAAAUAUCUAACAUUUUGGCCUCAAGUCUAAAAAAUUAGUUUUAUAACCUAUCUAUGAGGAUCUUCCACAAAAUCAGAAUUGCUUUUGGGUAAAGAAUAUCUUGGAACUUGCAGGAGAUCUUGGAUCUGCUGUAAAUGUAUGCUGCAGGUAUAAAUCAGCCAACAGCUCAAAGGGACAUCAGCUGAAAAGUGGUAUUAUUAUAAUUGCCAGUGGGUUGCAGUUCUUCUGUUUUAUUACAAUGCUCAGUUUAUUUAAUUUAUCAAAAGAAUUAUUUUGAACAGAGUUCUUCUAAAACACGGAAAGAUAUCUCUGUGACCGUCAGCAUUUCAAGUGGAAUCCAGCAGACUUCAAAGGCUUAGAGAUGAGGAAAACCCCCUAAAUUUAUUGAAUUCUCCUAAUUUUUGCUCAUGACUUGCAAACUGUUACUCAGGCUGUGGCAUUACUAUGUGCUUUUUACAAAUACCUGCCUUAUCAUAGUAGUGCAUCUAUAGAGUGAUAGAGAUUUUAUAUAUUUGGAUACUUCACUCUUCACCUUUAAACUCAACCAGUGAUAUUCCCUAGACCCUAAAUAUUUUUCUGUUCUGGUUCUGGUUGGCCAGUAGACUGCUGCUGUCUUUGGGCUGUAUUACAAUAAUACCACAGCCUGGAAGGAAUGGAUAAUUCUGCCACAAACUCAACUGGAAACCCAGGGAAAGCUAUGGUCCCAAUGCUGCUCAGUCUUUCUUCUCUGAGCUGUGAUUCCCAGUGGUAAUCACCAGUAGGCUCACAAGAAUGAUUUCAAAGCUGAAACCCUCAUUUAUUUUCUUAUUUGCUGUGAAUGCAUUAUUACACUGUGUGACAAGUAUGGUAACUCUAAAAUAGGAAAGAGAAUCGCUUAGAAAUGCAUCUCAGCAAGAUUUUAAUCCCAUUUUGCUCUUUAACAACCUGCUAUUAAAUUGUUACCUCUAGUUUUCCAUAACAAGCCUCUGUGUCAGGUGCUGUUCUGUGACAAAGCAGUGAGUGGCAAUGGGAAAACCUUCAGAGUUACUGACAGUGAGGCCGAGUGCCGUGGACAGUGCCCUGAUAUUCCCAUGACAAAACACUCACAGCACAACUCCUCUGCAGCUGAGUGCACACGUAUCUCUGUGUCUGCUUCCACUGAAAUCACAAGACAUUAAAAGCAUUGCUGUUUUCUUUCGUUUUGCUUUUCCCUGCAAAAAGCCCUGGCGGUGCGUAAGCAAAUAUUCAUCUCAAUCUGGGACAGCAGGGACUACCAGAACAGAAAAACAAUAUGCAGCAUAAAAAGCCCAGUGUUACAAUUGUUCUCACCAGCCAUUGCAUGGCUCAGUUUUCCGUGCCAGCAGAUCCAUAAAACACAAAAGCAGCACAUGUGAGACAGUUGUUACAUAGAGGUACAAUCCAAUUGCUCAUAGGGGAACUCCUGGAUCAACACAAAAUGAAACAACAGCAAAGGACAAUGCAAAAGAAUUA